Molecule: messenger RNA, 3318 nt
Organism: Stylophora pistillata
Lineage: Eukaryota; Metazoa; Cnidaria; Anthozoa; Scleractinia; Pocilloporidae
Biological process (GO): signal transduction
Cellular component (GO): cytoskeleton; cytoplasm
Molecular function (GO): GTPase activator activity; protein binding
Source: RefSeq, a predicted model, not a curated record
UCGUGUAAGCGAAGACCAUCAGUGGGUAGUCGUAUAAAACGAAGGGGAAUGGCAGAGCGAUUAUGCGGAUUUACGUCCAAUUCAUGGCACAACCGCUAAGUUUUAUGUAGGGUCUUGACUACCAUCGAUAUCUUCAAUGGCUGAGAAGUCAGACUGGGUUGAAAUUAUUGAGCCCCGCUCAGGGGAACCAAUGUAUGCCAACCUCAAAAGUGGUCAGUGUUUAUGGGAACCUCCUGUGGGAGUACAAGUGAGGGAAGCAAAUGACAGCCAAUGGUGGGAGCUGUAUGACCAGAAGACGCGGCGCUAUUACUAUUACUGUGGUGGAACGCAGUCUACAGUUUGGCAUAAACCAAAAGAUUCUGAGAUAAUUCCACUUGCCAGACUCCAGACACUGAAAGCAAGGGAAAAGCGCAGGGCAGCUAAAGCCAAAGAAUUGGAAAGGAAGGAAGGUUCAACCAGGCGUGAAGGCUCAGAGCGAAGAAGGAGAGAAGGAAGUCUUAGGAAAGAGGGUAGCAGUAGCCAUGGUGAUGGUUCCUCAUCAAGAAGGGAAAGUAGUGGAAGAAAGGAUGGGGUGUCAAGGGAGGGCUCCUCCUCUCGUCAGCGUGGAAGCAGUAGAGAAAAGAGAGAAAGAACAAGCUCAAGAGAGCAUAGGAAGAACAAUGCAGAGGCGAGUGCAAAAAAUGAGGCUUUAGAUAGCAAACAGUCAAAUGCUGAAGAUGAAACCAUCUUGAAGGCUAUCCCUGUUGCAAACGGAACAGACCAGGAGCCUGAUGAGGACAUACUAACUGCAGAGGUUGCUGAUGAAAGCUGCCAAGAGGCUAGCGAAGAAGCUUCAGGCAUUUCUGAAAAUGGCUUGGAUGAACGAAAAUCACCUGAGCUUUCUUUACCAGAAGUUGACGUGCCUGCUCCUAAUGUACCCUCAGGUGAUAUUGAAGAAGGUGGCAGAGGGACUAUUACAGAUGACGAAGGGCAGUUGACUCCAUCUGGAACUUUGUCAAGGCAUGCACAUUUAGAUGACUCCUGUGAUGACCACUUGAGUCCCUCUGGAACUAUUGAGCGAGCACGGCAAUUAGUGGAAAGUGCAUCCAGAAGCAUUUUAGCCAACAGAGCUGCACAGAACUUGGACAGAGAGAAUGACUCUGUAUUUGUUGAUGGCAAAAAGCCCAUUGUCUCUAAUAAAGGACACCAGGACAUUUUAGAUGAUUCUCUUAGCAUUAAACUCAGAGCAGGUGGGAUGCCAGCCACCACAGCACGCCUUGUAGAGGCCUGUGCCCCACACACCCUUAAUGAGAGCCACAAAAGUGUCCGUUCACUCAGACAUCAGAGGCAAGUGAGCGACAGUGUUUUGAAAGAUUUGAGAGGUGACGACGACGACGAUGAUGAUGACGAGGUGGAAACAAAGUCAGUUGGCACACCAAGCACUUUGCCACGCCUUAGUCGGCCAUCUUCGAUUGCCUCACCAGCCACUGGCGCGUCAAAACACAACACUUUGGAACGUUCACAUUCCAUCCCCGGUUCGAAGCCUCCACUUAUGCGAGCUUUUGGUGCUUAUGAAGAGUACUUCAAUCACCAUAAGAAAGGUGUCUUCAGACGGAAGAGAAUAUCCUUAACAAGCAUGAUGUCUUGGUCAAAGGUGCCGAUUAAAAAGCCUCUAAUCCUAAUACAAGAUAGGCAAUUGAAGAAGGAUGCAAUUGAUACCUUUAAACUGAUUCUUGGCUAUAUGGGCGAUCGAUCAAUCAAAGGGAAAACUCCAGAUAGGCUGGCUCUGGAACUCACCACCAAGGGCUGGAACACUCCCAUAUUACGGGAUGAGAUUUACUUACAACUUUGUAAACAGACCACUGACAACUUUAGGCCGGAGAGUUUGCGCAGUGGCUGGGAGCUGAUGGCAAUUUGCCUUGCACUGUUUCCUCCUUCUAGCAAGUUUCACUCGUACUUAGAAGGGUAUAUCAACAGAAACUUGGAGGACAUCGAACGGAAAGAGAUUCCUGUUCAGACCCCUGUUCCUCAUUAUGUCAGGCAUUGCUCCGUAAGACUCAAAAGAAUGUCUAGAACUGGCGCAAAGCGCGGCCUUAGGAAACCAAGCGUCGAGGAAAUUCAACAGGCGAAGUCCUCCGUGUUCAACCCGUCCAUGUUUGGCGCUACCCUUGAGGACAUCAUGGGAGCGCAGGCCAAGCGUUUCCCUUCACUCAAACUGCCAUGGAUUUUACCAACCUUAGCUGAAUCGGUGCUGCAGCACAAUGGUUCUUCAACGGAAGGUAUUUUCAGGGUCCCUGGAGACAUCGACGAAGUGAACUCCCAGAAAAUCAAGCUUGACCAAUUGAAGGUUCCCACAGAGAUCACAGACCCCCAUGUACCCGCAUCACUUCUGAAACUUUGGUUCAGAGAGCUCCACGAACCUCUCAUACCGGAACAGUUUUAUGAAAGGUGCGUUAACAACUGUGAUGACCCUACGGUGGCUGUGGCACUGGCGAUGUCUCUUCCUGAAGUCAACAGACUCGUUCUCUCAUAUCUCAUUAGAUUUUUACAGAUUUUUUCACUUCCCAAUCAGAGCGUUAUAACAAAGAUGGAUGAAAAUAACUUGGCUAUGGUUUGGGCGCCAAACUGCCUUCGAUGUCCCUCAGACGAUCCCAAGGAAAUAUUUGAGAAUACGCGGAAAGAAAUGACUUUCAUGAGAACGCUUAUUCGGCAUCUUGACACAACUUUCAUGGAAGGAGUACGUUAACACGAAAAUAAGAACAACUCGUACAGUAGUGCCAGUCCUUAACCCUGGGACACCGAGAACAAGACCAUCACAUGGCAACGACAAGUCUUGACAACUAAGUGAGCUGGCGGUUUUAUUUCGCGUAGUUGUUAUGCAACGCAAGGUACUGGAACGACCUUGCGUCGGGGGUUUCGUUAAGAAGAAGUGGAACUCUUCGAAUGCCUUAGUAGAGAUUUACCAGAGCCCAUAGCUCGAUUCCUCGACUUGUAAGACUGGUGCUCAGCAUGGAUACGACUCGUCUGGCUGAAGAUUUUUCUUGUAAAUAUUUCUUGUAAAUGACUCAAUCGAACUUGGUUCGAAAGAAGGCAAAAAAGGUUAAAAUUUACCUAGGUCAAUUUGCUAAAAUAAAAAGCAACCACAGAAAACAACAAAAAUGAAAAGAAAACAAGAACGAUGUCACCCUAACCAACAUACAGCUAAAGGUUCCCUUUCUGUUGAACAAAUUGAGGUGGAAAACGUAAUCUUCUGUUUUUAUUCGAAAACAUCGCGAAAGCGUAGUUUUAGACGCGAAGUAAGCUUUGUAGAUAUGAAUAAAAUUCUAAUUAUUAGACGAU